CUCGGUGGAGUUGUUACGGCGUCGUCCAAGAAAUUUAGCGCAACUAUUACGCGAACGUAGGCAGAUAAAUGUGGUUGUCAUCAUUUUCGUUUGCGGUACAAUUUCUCUUUCUUUUCUUGUAAUUAAGAAUAAUGGAACUUUCUAUUGGACAAAAUUUAAUCAAGUGGCCUUCGUCUCUGUAAAAAUCGUGUUCUUGAGGAGAUGAAGUGCAAGAGGUACAACUUUCCAAACCAUUUCUUCACAGCGUUUCUAUUUGCUUUAGGAACGCUCAAAACUGCGGCUAGUUUAAAGAUAAGAAACUUGCAAGUACCGGAAAUCACAGAAUUCGGCAGCCCGGUGGUCUUAGACUGUGAUUAUACGUGGGACGACCUAAAGGAUGAUGGACUGGUGGUGAAAUGGUUUUUCAAUAACGGACGAACGCCUAUUUAUCAGUGGAUAACGAAUAAGAAACCCCAAGCAUUAGGAAUUUUGAAGGGACGACUGAAUUUAGAAUAUUCCGCCAGUCAGAAUCAGAAUAGUAAACACAGGGCACUACACAUAACGAAACCAGCUCCCGAAUUAUCUGGUGAUUACACUUGUUCAGUUUCCUCAUUCAACGAUGAAGACAGCCGGACGAAGAGCAUGCUUGUAUUUGUUCCAGGAAGAAGUUUGAAUUUACGACAAGAGAGGAGCGGAGAGAACCUAAUCCGAGUUUAUUGUACGGCUGAAGGGGUUUUCCCGAUUCCUGAAAUGACUCUUUUACAGGGUGAAAGCGAAAUAAACGAUUCUGUGGUGACGAUAGAGAAAAAGGGAGGUCUGUAUAACAUCAAGGCAUUCACAGAUCUGCCCCGCUUAGCGUCUGCAAAGGAAUUCUCCUGCGAACUUCGAAUCCCACAGGCCAAUUAUACCGUCAGGAAAGAAGCCGUCUACUACCCGAAUGGCAGUCGCUGUUUCAAUGAAUCCACUUCCGUUCUUGUGGCAGUAUGUUUCGCUUCUGCCUUUGCUAUCCUUUUCGGACCUUUCGCUUGAUUCUCUUCGAAUACUUCACACAUUUCGUGUGUUAUAAUAUUUUGUAAGUUGAUGUCAAGAUUUUGUAUAAAUAAAGUAAAUGUAUGAUUGUUAA
Molecule: messenger RNA, 1102 nt
Organism: Agrilus planipennis (emerald ash borer)
Lineage: Eukaryota; Metazoa; Arthropoda; Insecta; Coleoptera; Buprestidae
Exons: 7
Coding region: 202-1008 (268 amino acids)
Source: RefSeq, a predicted model, not a curated record